AUGGAUCUGUCUAUCCAGAAUAUGUAUGUUGAUAGCGAUUUUAGCACUAUGGAAGAAGCGGAUGAAUUUGCCAAGCUGAGUCCAGACGAGCAACAGAGAAGAUUGAAAGCUAUUAUAAAGAAAAUCGACUUGGAUUCAGACGGCUUUCUCACAGAGGCCGAGCUAAGUGUGUGGAUCCAGCAGUCUUUCAAGCACUAUAUCGUCGAAGACGCUAAGCAGCAGUUUGGUGAAUACGAUAAAGAUGGCGACGGAUAUAUAUCCUGGGAAGAAUACAAUAUGCAGAUGUAUGACCGCGUGAUAGACUUUGACGAAGAUUCUACUCUGGAGGACGCGGAAGAAGAAUCUUUCCGGCAG
Molecule: messenger RNA, 354 nt
Organism: Gekko japonicus
Lineage: Eukaryota; Metazoa; Chordata; Lepidosauria; Squamata; Gekkonidae
Product: reticulocalbin-2-like
Exons: 3
Cellular component (GO): endoplasmic reticulum
Molecular function (GO): calcium ion binding
Source: RefSeq, a predicted model, not a curated record